Messenger RNA from Sclerotinia borealis F-4128, 267 nucleotides. The record is from the annotation of a GenBank genome assembly. NCBI's taxonomy places the organism in Eukaryota, Fungi, Ascomycota, Leotiomycetes, Helotiales, Sclerotiniaceae.
AUGAUGCUAUUCUGGUCACAACUUUAUGUUCGUCAAGAAGAAAAGGUGUUAUUCUGGUCACAAAAUUUAUGUGUUAAUCGAAUUCGAGCUUCCGAGCCUACCAUCGAGCCCACCUCCGAACCUACCUCCGAAAUGGACACGAUGGACACGGUCGUCGAUGCCUUGAAGGCUAUCCUCAAGGACGCCACUGCGCGCCUCCUUGGCACCAUUUUCGAAGAAUUCGAAAAAGCCGCCAUAGCCCUUAUCACCAGAGCCUUCGAUUCUUGA